Periconia digitata is the source of this 1371-nucleotide messenger RNA. The record is from the annotation of a GenBank genome assembly. NCBI's taxonomy places the organism in Eukaryota, Fungi, Ascomycota, Dothideomycetes, Pleosporales, Periconiaceae.
CUCUCUGAAUUUGCUUUACAACGGAGACCGUCCAUAGCUACGUCCAGAUUGCAGACAUUCACCAACUCAGCGAACAGCACGCUGAAGCGGGGUAAUCAUGUAGGUAUCAAGAGGUACAACCUCAUCUAUCCACCUCUUCUAUACCAUCACACUGUGAUCACAACAACCCAUCCGGUAUUCCAAUGUCCCCAAAAGAAAAGGAAAAUGCCGCCGACCAAUACACUGACAGUAUCCUGCCUCUGCGGCGCUGCAACGCACACCUUCGCAGUCCCUACCUCCUCCCUUCCUCUACCCUCACAACUGUGUAAUUGCACGACCUCCCGACGGAUCUCAGGCUCGCUACUCACCAGCUAUAUCAAUAUAACCCACGAUCCAGACUCCACAUCAUCAUCACCACAGAUACUGGAACAAAGCAAACCAGACUUGUCGCGUCUAACACCAUAUCCAAGCUCAGAUAUCCUGACGAGAUGGUUUUGCGCAACAUGCGGAACACACAUGUAUCUCGAAUACCUAGCAGACGGGCACUUCGAAGCUGCCACCGGCACAUUAGAUAAUGUAGACGGUAUUGUGCAGUUCGAGAGUUGUAUGUGGAUUGGCGAUACGAUAGAGGGAGGUGCCAGCCAGUUCAUCACACACAUCGACAGCAUACCACUAAAACGAUAUUUACAAUCACCGCGAAAAAGCCCCGAAAUCCCUUUACACUGGAAAGAUGCUAGCUGUACGGCGACAAACGAUGUAGCUACUGAGAGGAAAAAAGGAGAAAAAGUCCGCGCCACAUGCCAUUGUGGAGGCGUGCAGUUCUACAUCUCACCGCCUGACGCUAGAUCCCAACUCGCGACUUCGCCGUAUCCAGAUCUCAUGGUCCCGUAUCAUGGCGGCCCAAGCGCUGCUGCGAAUCCCGAGAAUCACGCAUGGUGGAUCGUAGGGGGUGAUCGAUUCCUGGCGGGGACGUGUGCGUGCUCGACGUGUCGACGGGCAUCUGGGUUUGAUGUCACGUUUUGGGGGUUUGUUCCUACGUCGAAUAUCACGUUGGAUGCAGAAGGCGAGAUUCCUUUCACGCGGAAUGGAGGGAGAUACUGGGGUGCUAUGAAGUCAUAUCGAUCAUCUGAGAGGGUUACGAGGACGUUUUGUGGGAAGUGCGGUGCGAAUGUGUUUUGGGAUGGCGAUGAGAGGCUGAGUAUUGUUGAUGUGGCUGUUGGAUUGUUGGAUGCGAAGGAGGGAGCUAGGGCGGAGGGGCUGCUUGGUUGGUGGUAUGAGCGAGUGAGUUUUGAGGAAGAAGCGUUGAAUAAGGAACUGAUCAGAGGACUGAGUGAUGGGUUGAGGGAUUGGGGGAGAAUGAGUGAGGAGAAGGGGAAGGCGGAAAAUGAUUGA